AUGGAAGAAGUAGCGGCGCCGGUGCAAGUAUACGUGUAUGACUUAUCGAGAGGUCUCGCCAGGAACUACAGUCGUAUGCUCUUGGGCACAGACAUUGAGGCUAUUUAUCACACAUCGGUUGUGGUCAGAGGCAAUGAAUAUUAUCUCGAUCGGGGUAUACAAACAAUUAAAGCUCAAUCGCAUCAUCUUAAAUAUGGGACACCGAUAGAGGUGAUUGAUGUUGGAGAAACUUUUGUUGAUGAUGAGACUAUCAAAGAGUUUAUCAAUGAUCUUAAAGGUAGGGAAGAUAUGAAAUAUGAGGCUGCUCAAUACGAUUUGUUCACCAACAAUUGCAAUCACUUUACAAAUACGUUUUUGGAGUUCUUAUGUGACAAGAAAUUGGACGAUAGGAUAUUGAACUUGCCGGAAGUGGUUUUGGAAACUCCGGCUGGUCGAAUGUUGCAGCAAAUGAUUGGAGGUGCUGGACAGUUCUUUUAA
Molecule: messenger RNA, 477 nt
Organism: Lodderomyces orthopsilosis Co 90-125
Lineage: Eukaryota; Fungi; Ascomycota; Pichiomycetes; Serinales; Debaryomycetaceae
Exons: 1
Coding region: 1-477 (158 amino acids)
Biological process (GO): protein modification by small protein removal
Molecular function (GO): peptidase activity
Source: RefSeq, a predicted model, not a curated record